UUAUCUUUGUAGUGAACAUGCUCGGCUGCGCAUCAUUUGUCAUUGCUGGAAUUGACGUUUGGAUUUUGUGCUUUUUCGGCAUUUAACAAAUCGUGAAGGAAAAAAAUAAAAGACCAAAAAUUGGAAGAAGAAGACUAAAAAGAAGUUCUUUAUAUUUUUAUACUCCUAACACCAAAGCGUGAUUUUUAAAAUUUCGCAGUUCAGGCGCUUAGCGUUUGACAGAACAAACAGUGAGCGAGGCAAAGAGAUUUCAUAUCUUCGCAGGACCUCAACACACGCGAGUAUCUCUAAUAAUUAAUUUUCGUGCCUGUGGAAGUGACCCUGAGUGCUGACCGUCUUAGCGGAAAAAGUAUAGCAAAAUUACGUGCAGUGUGCAGUGCCGCUGUGUAGACGUUGAGGUGUUUGUGUCGAAAUAGUCAAGACAAGGUCGUGCCGCUGAGUAGCAUACGUAGCAGUAUCGUAGUCAUCAAACAAUAAGUUACAUUUUUCACCUGCAGUAGAAGCAAUAAAAGCAUAAAUCACUCGAAAUGGAUGUAUUCCUUAUGAUUCGAAGACAUAAAACCACAAUUUUUACCGAUGCCAAGGAGAACACAACCGUCGCAGAACUAAAGCGUAUGAUCGAAGGCAUCCUAAAAGUGCGUCCACACGAACAGAAACUGUACAAUCAAGACAACGAAGUGAUGGAAGACGACAACACUCUUCAAGAUUACGGCAUUCAGAUGUCUACAGCAAAGGCGCAAGCCCCGGCACAGUUAGGACUAGCACUAAGAGACGAACAUGGAGAUUUCGAGCCGCUCGAAAUUACGCCGUACUCAUCGCCACCAGAUCUACCUGAAGUUAUGAAAAAUCAAGAGGCAGCUAACGGGCAAGAACAAGUUGCAUAAAGAAAAUCCAAAUGCAAAUAAAUACGUAUAUAGAACUGCGGCAACAAACAACUACAGUAAUAAAACAGACCAGCCGAAAUACAUACUACAUCUAUAAAAAUGCACGCAGGAAAUGCAUAUUUUAUAUAAGAAAUUAUUAAAAUUAUGAAUAUAAUAUCGACUCAUUUUUGAGCUUCGGCGAUAAGUGAAUAAUUUAGUUAAAUGCUUUCUUUAUCACAAUAGGUACUUUUGUGAAAUGCGUAUCAUUUUAAGUAAUUUGCGCAAAUGUAAAAAUACAGCAAUUGAGCAAAAAAAAAUCCAAACCAAAUAAUUGGAAAGGAAUCAAGUAAUUAUGUAACUCUUUUUAAACAUGUUUCUUACUAAUAUUAUUUUUUAACUCAACAGCAAAUUUUUGGCCAACAAAAAAGUUCAAUAUUAAAUCUUCAAAUUUAAUUUUAUUGGAUUCAGUCCUACUGUUACAUAUCCAACAUUUUUACGUUGUGAAAACUUUUUUAUCAUUGUUUUGUUUGAUUGCAAAUUUUGUAUGUUGUUAAUAUUAAAACAAGCUUACAAAUAGCUAAAGAUUUGCGCUUCACUCCGCCAAGCCUUGAUUAAAGCAGUUAGUGAGUGGCCUCAAAAUUCACCAACAGCAAAAGCUACAUAUAAAGACUUUUGAAAAUCUCUAAAUUACCAUUAUGUACAGAUUUACAAACACCGCAGAAGUGCGUACAUAUAAAUGUAAUUCAUUCAACACAACUUUAGGGUCACUAAAUCAAUUCACACAAAGUUACACUUGUGUAUUAUUUAUUAUUACUUCCACUUAUUUACCAGUCCCUUAAAUAUAACAAAAAACAAUGAAAAUUUAAAUGAAAAGCGCAUUUAAAAAUUGUAUUGUAAAGCCUUACGAAAAUCUCGACGAUAUGACAAUGCAAAGUGAAUACAAAGAGCGUAAAUGGAGAAGCGAUAAGCAGAAUCGGUGAACCAGAAAACACCUUUAUGAAUUACUAUAUCGGUUAAUUUUAUUAAUUAAUUAACAUAAUUGUAAUAAGAUUUAAAUAUUAAAAAAAUCGAGUGGAAAAUA
This is a messenger RNA of Rhagoletis zephyria (snowberry fruit fly), 1944 nucleotides long. RefSeq names its product transcription elongation factor elongin B. Gene Ontology annotation, cellular component: VCB complex; elongin complex. The record is from RefSeq and is a predicted model, not a curated record. Gene Ontology annotation, biological process: transcription elongation by RNA polymerase II. Gene Ontology annotation, molecular function: protein binding. Lineage: Eukaryota; Metazoa; Arthropoda; Insecta; Diptera; Tephritidae.